Epinephelus lanceolatus (giant grouper) is the source of this 5309-nucleotide messenger RNA. RefSeq names its product histone H3 associated protein kinase (gene haspin). Gene Ontology annotation, cellular component: nucleus; cytoplasm. Gene Ontology annotation, molecular function: ATP binding; histone H3T3 kinase activity. NCBI's taxonomy places the organism in Eukaryota, Metazoa, Chordata, Actinopteri, Perciformes, Serranidae. The record is from RefSeq and is a predicted model, not a curated record. Gene Ontology annotation, biological process: protein phosphorylation; intracellular signal transduction; mitotic cell cycle.
UUGAACGAGAAGCGGGUCCAGCGGGUUCAUUCGGGGAAAUAAUGAGCGAGAUAUACAAAAGAUAGAAAGUGACGAUUUCAGUCAUGGAUAUGAGUUUAAACAGCCAUAUGAAUGGAGUUUCAAUGAGUUUCGUCGGUCACCGUUGAUAAGUUGUAACGCGUUGAUAUAUUAGCACCGUUAGCUAAAGGUCGAGCUGUCUGGCUAAACUUUACUGACUGAUGACAACGUUGCUCUCAUCUGGAUUUAUACCGUUAAAUGCUUUUGAACACUUCUCUGCCCGUUUGUAUGACAUAGGUUUGGCUUAUUGGCACGGUAAUAGCUGUAAUUUCAACUAUGAAGCCGUUAUUUUUGAAGACAUACGGUAAGGGGAGGCGAAAGCUGUCCGCCUGGGUCUCGCCUGAAAACCGCAAACAGGCCUUCGACAGCUCGCGCUCAACAGAAAGCGACAUCUCUGUGUUUGAACCAGCAAAACCUACCAGAGUGAGACAGAGGAAGACCAGUGUUGGAAGUCGUAGAGCGGGGCGUCCUGCUAAGACAAAAGCCAUGCAAUGUCUGGCUGAGAACACCUUUGAUGAGGACUACAUCCCCUCUCCUCCCUGCCCUCAUCCUGCUCAGCAGAGCAAGACAAUCAGAGCGAAGAGGACUAGUGUUGCCUGUGAUAGAGCAGUCCGUCCUGCCAAGAGAAAAGUGGCAUUAUGUGUGACAGACACCAGCAGUGACGAGGAGAACAUCAGACCCUCUCCUCCCUGUCAUCAGCCUGCUCAGAGCAAGACAGCCAGUGGUCAUCCACCCUCUGCAGGCCGCUUUGUAACCCGCCGCAGACGUGCAUCCACUGCCAAACCCAGACCCCCUAAAGUAACGUCUAAUAUACUCAACUCUUCUGAUGACUUUACUUCUGGAGCCUUUGAUUCCAGCAGGAUUCUUCGGCCUACUAGGAGGAGGAGGAGGGCCCCCCCACCAUUUGUGGUGUCAAGUGCAGAGAACUCAGCGAACACUGCAGGGACUGUCAGCUUUGCUACCAACCCCCUCCGAGAGAUAUCCCUCAAUGAGUCGAGAGAUCACAGCCUUGGACCUUGCCCCAGGAAACCCAUCUUCUGCUCUACACCCUCAGCGGGCUCCCUCAGCAAACGGCCAUGCCUUAAACACUUAUCUAUCAAUGAUCGAUCUUCCUCCCCAAGUUGUAUAGGUGUCUUGAGCACAUUCCAAGAAGACGCUGAUUCGCUGGAGCAGCCCAUCUCCCCACCAUGUUCUGCACCAACCAUUGGGCUUCUACCUGAUAAGAAGCCACAGUUGAGCCUUGACGGGCAAGAACCAGAUGUGCAUCACCAUGAAGAACCUUCUGGUGAUUCAUUCAUGGAGCCCAAGUGCACGAACAAGAGAAGUAGCUUCAGUGAGAAAGACGUAAAAACCAAGAAGGAUAAAGAAUUACCAAGUCUGAGUCUGCUCUCUACAGAUGACAGUGGAAGCAGUAGUCAUUUUGUGUCAGCUGCAGGAGGGUUAGAAUGGCUAAUAGAGGCUCUGAAGGAGAAAUGUUUGACCGAGCGCUGCACCGUGCAGCUGGAAAGAUUUGACAACCUCACCAUGUCACAGCUGUGUAGUCAAACAACCUACUCAUCCUGUUUGGGACAUUCAAGCUCAGCCCACAGCCUGCAAACAAAUGAACAUCCCCUGUCUGUGCACAGCUGUCAUACUAAUGACGUUUCACAGUCUUCACAAACAUCAGUUCAUCUUCGUUUAUCUGUCACAACCAUGACAACCAGUGAUUCUUUACAGUCAGGAAAUAGUUUUGAGCCUUCUGGACACGCAGCUUCAGUCAACAGUUCACCAUCAGCUGAGCAGUCAUCCACACAGGAGUCCAUGGAGCAGUCAGCAGUACUUUAUGUUGACUCUACCCACCACACAGACAGCAGCAUUGACCAUAUCAUAGGUACAAAAUUACCGGCCAACAGCUCUGUGCAAACACUGUUUGAUGAAGCUGUAAAGGACAGAAGUCUUAUUAAGAAAUGCACAGUUCAGCUCAAAAAAAUGUCUCCGUCAAAACUGAAAUCUGAUGUAAACAAAUGUGAAAAUGACCUCACACUUAACACUGAGGACCCAGGAGAUCUUGCAUGUGCAGAAAAAAUCACUGAGAGUAUGAUGGCGCCUGUUAGGCAGUCAAUAAACAACAGCAGUCCAGUAGCUCAGACGCAGUCUGACCCAAAAACAGGAAGAAAGGCAGCGGUGCUCUCAAUGAUGCUGAAGGAGAAAUGUCUCACUGGCAGUGCCGUUGUUGAAAUAAAGAGAGUAACUUUAUCACAACUGAAAGAAAGUCUGCAGCUCAAAGACACAACACUUAAAUCACCCACAGUCGUGUUGGACUCGUCGAGUGACGACCAGACAAGGAAUGACUACCAGUCUGAGAGUGACACUAAUCACUGCAAUGAAAAAACUUCUGCCAUGAAAGUCAGUAGGAAAAAGAGAGGCUCAACAAGCUCUGAGGACAAGAUUGCUUCAGACAAAGAAGUAAAGAACUUUUGCAACAUUCCCCACAAAAGAAAAAAGACGUCUCUGGCUCCUAAAGAAAAGAAAAGAAGGAGCACGUCCACAGACCGGCCGGGGACGACCAGGAAGGCGUGUGUGAGCGGUCUGAGCGUGAGUCGCUGGAAAAACAAAGGAAGUGCCAACACACACGUGUUCAGGGGCAGGACUGCACAGAUGGGCACUAGCAAGGCCGUGGACUGCAGCAUCAACGACCUCAUCUGCACACAACACAAACCGCCAAGGGAGCUGUUGGGAACUACCAUGAAUUUCACCACCCCGGUGAAAGCGAGUAGGCUCAACCUCUCGUCUCUGUUGGCUGACCUCACACCCAACACACAGACUUGGAGCCGGCUCAAAGCUGCCCUCUCUGUUCAUCGCAAGGGCUUGGUGCUACUCACUCCGAGAAGUGGACAUUUGUCGGGCACACCUAAAAGAGUGGAGUUAGCAGAUGUCAGCCAGGACCUCUUUGCCACACCCUUUAAGACACCACUCUCCCGGCGCCUGCAGUCACAACUACAUAGCCACUGCUCUCUGAGUGUGUGUGAGGAUGCAGAUCUGUCAGAUGCAGAGAAGGUGUAUGCUGAGUGCGGCCAACAGCAGCCUCUGCCAUGGGAGGAGUGUAUUCUCCCACAGCGUAUGAAAAAGUGUGUGAAGAUAGGGGAGGGGACGUUCGGUGAAGUCUUCUCCACCACCAAUGCCUCAGGAGACACUGUUGCUCUUAAGAUCAUUCCAGUAGAGGGCAGUGAGAGGGUAAAUGGAGAAGACCAGAAGACCUUAGGAGAGAUUCUCCAUGAGAUUAUUAUCUCAAAGGAGCUGAGCAGCCUGAAAGACAAGCAGCAGAACAAAACUCAAGGAUUUAUUGGACUCAAUGACCUUCACUGCGUUCAAGGCUCCUACCCUAAAGAAUUCCUGAAGGCCUGGGACACCUUUGACAAGCAGAAAGGCUCUGAGAACGACAGACCAGAUUUCUUUGAAAAGGAUCAAUUAUUCAUAAUCCUGGAGUUUGAGUUUGGAGGCAGUGACCUCGAGAACAGCAAUGGAACGUUGGCGUCUUUAGGGGUGGCGAAGAGCAUCCUUCAUCAGAUCACUGCUGCCUUGGCUGUUGCUGAGCAGGAGCUCCACUUUGAACACAGGGACCUCCACUGGGGCAAUGUGCUGGUCAAAACAACCAAGCAGAAGACAGGGAGCUUCCUCCUGAAUGGAGCAGCCCACACUCUGGAAACUAAAGGGGUGCUGGUCCGCAUCAUUGACUACUCUCUCUCCAGGCUAGAAAUCGAUGAUCUGACUGUGUCCUGUGAUAUCUCGACGGAUGAGGAGCUUUUUAUGGGCCAGGGAGAUUACCAGUUUGACAUCUACAGACUAAUGAGACAGGAGAAUGGAAACAACUGGAGUAACUACCACCCCCACACCAACGUGCUUUGGCUCCACUACCUGUGCUCCAAGCUGCUUUCCAUGAAGUACCGGACCCCAGGAGGGAGGAAUGCCAAGGGCAUGCGAGAGGAGCUCACUCGUUUCUAUGACAACGUCCUCCAGUACGGCUCUGCCACUGAGGCGCUGCAGAACUGCCCCAUGUUCCAGUAGUAUGUGAGCACUGAGCACAUGAAGUGUGAGGGUGCUCACACACAGGCUGUCCUUUGGUAUAAAGAAGGUACAACAUAUCUGGUUUAUCUUCAGUCAGCAGUCUGCCCGUCGUCCAUGAUGACCUCUGACACACAAAGACAGCUAUUGAUCUCCUUGUAACACAACAGCAGAGACGAAGGUCCUUUGAUGUACAGUGCUUACAGAAUUGUCAUCUGACAAAAGUUAUUAAAACAUCCAUUGAAAAUCAUGUAUUCAUGUGUCUUACAUUUUGAUUUUUAGGCUUACUGCGUAUUUUCAUGACUGAUUAGGUCCACUUGUCAUUUGUAUAAAUACUAACUGCAUAAAUACUGUUUAUAUGCAGAAGAAAAUAUUCUUAAUCAAUAAAUUUUUUGCAGUUUUUUAACACUAUUUGAAAGUUGUAUUGUGAGUAAUUUAGAUUAGUGCUGAGGUGAUUUGUUGAUUUAUCAAUAAGUCGAUUGACUGAAAAUCAAUUUUCUAACUGUUUUUAUAAUGGACUCAUUCAUAUAUUAACCAAAAAUACUCUGGUUCCAGCUUCUUAUUUGAGCAGUUACUGCUUUUUCAGGGUCAAACAGUAUCUUUGUAAACUGAAUGUCUUCAGGUGUUAUGAGCCAGGUGAUGGCAAAGUGCCUGUUGUGUGUGUUUUAUCUUCCCCCCUGCUUUCCUUUCUCUCUGCCUCCCCCCUGGUUUCUCUCCAGGUGCUAACAACCUGAUUGCUUUCCACCUGUGCAGCCCAGUCAUGCUGCUCAUUGGUUCCCUCAGACUUGCAGUUGGCCUGUCAUCAGUCGUUGGCGCUCAAUAAAAGAAGCACGCCUCAAGAGUUCACUCUCUCUUUGUUCCCUGCUCUUAGCCUGAGCUGCUGUUGUGCUGUGUUGAGCCAACUUGUUCAGGUUAUUAGAAAGAGCCAUGUGGUGGGAGGUGAGGACAAUAGGUGAGUUUAAUACACUUCCCCCUCAUGUAGUCAACUUUUGUCUAGAAGCACAAGGAUUAUUGUUUGGUGCCACCUCUGCGUUUGUUCUGGUGAAGUUCUUUUGUUUGUUUUUGUUUUCAAUAGUAGAGAUUGGUCAGGUCUAGUUUUAUUGAUUUCUCUUUGUUUGGCACGACCACCUCGCUCCGUCCUCCCCCACAUUUUGAGAACCUUGUGUUAUUUUUGGUGAACUGAAAAUAAAUCUCUGGUAUUGUCACUUUCA